CCUCCCCUCCCCUCCCCUGCCCUGCCUCCCAGAGGAGCCCCACGGGCCGCAGCCUUGACAGUGAUCUCCCUGCACAUGUGCAAAGGAGCGUCUUCAGUUACUGUACCACCUGCCUCGGCACACACGUUAGACUGGCUGGUUAUUUUAGGCCUCGUCUCUCCCCCUCCUCCAGCGUGUGGGAAAUGUUGGGAGUGGCUGAGACUGUCCAACAGGCAGGCUCCUCUCCCACACUACUGGUUCCCCCUUCUUCCUUCUCCUUAGUUUGGGUUUGGACGCCCUCUGGAGCGAUGGAUGACAGCCCUCUGCAGGUUCUGACGCUCCCCACUGCCCCGUACCCAGACCAGAGACCAGGCAGCAGCGGCCUCAGAAGGAAGGUCUUUGUUUUCCAGUCCAAGAGGAACUACCUUCACAACUUCAUCCAGAGCAUAUUUUCCUCCAUUGACCUGCGCGACCGCCAGGGGUCCACCAUGGUGGUGGGGGGAGAUGGACGCUACUUCAACCGAACGGCCAUCGGUGUUAUUGUGCAGAUGGCAGCUGCGAACGGGGUUGGCCGCCUGGUGAUUGGUCACCAUGGGAUCAUGUCGACGCCAGCUGUCUCCUGUGUCAUCAGGAAGUACAAGGCUAUCGGUGGCAUAGUCCUUACUGCCAGUCACAACCCUGGGGGUCCUGAUGGAGACUUUGGCAUCAAGUUCAACACAUCCAAUGGAGGCCCAGCACAAGAGACAGUCACAAACAAAAUCUUUCAGCUCAGUCGAACCAUAGAGGAGUUUGCCAUCUGCCCAGAGCUGAGCGUGGACUUGGCAACUCUGGGUAAACAGAUGUUUGACCUGGAGAACAAGUUCAAACCUUUCACAGUGGAAAUAGUGGACUCUGUAGAAUCCUAUGCCAACAUGGUAAGGAACAUCUUCGACUUUGCUGCGCUGAAGGAGAUGUUGUCCGGGGAAAACCACAUCAAGAUCCGUCUAGACGCCAUGCAUGGAGCGCUCGGCCCUUAUGUGAAGAGGAUACUGUGUGAGGAGCUGGGAUGCCCCGCCAACUCAGCCAUGAACUGUGUUCCUCUGGAGGAUUUUGGGGGUCAGUACCCAGACCCCAACCUCACCCACGCUGCAGAUCUGAUGGACACCAUGAGGGGGGGGCAGUACGACUUUGGAGCUGCGUUUGAUGGGGACGGGGACCGAAACAUGAUCCUUGGUAAGCAUGGCUUUUUCGUCAACCCCUCUGACUCUGUGGCUGUCAUCGCUGCCAACAUCUUCAGCAUCCCCUACUUCCAGCACUCAGGAGUGAGGGGCUAUGCCCGCAGCAUGCCUACCAGCACAGCCUUAGACAGAGUGGCCAAGGCAACCAAGAUUGAGCUGUAUGAGACUCCCACUGGGUGGAAGUUCUUUGGGAACCUGAUGGAUGCAGGCAGACUGUCCCUGUGCGGAGAGGAGAGUUUCGGCACAGGUUCUGAUCAUAUCCGUGAAAAGGAUGGGCUUUGGGCUGUGCUGGCAUGGCUGUCCAUCCUAGCUACCAGGAGACAGAGUGUGGAGGACAUCAUGAAGGAACACUGGCAAAAGUUUGGCAGGAACUUCUACACAAGGUAUGACUAUGAGGAGGUAGACCUUGACGCAGCCUGUGAGAUGAUGGAGGAUCUGGAGAUGUUCAUAGUGGACAAGUCCUUUGCAGGCCAAAGGUUUGCUGUCGGGGAGAAGGUCUACCAGGUGGAGAGAGCUGACAACUUUGAGUACAGCGACCCAGUGGAUGGGACCAUCUCUAGGAACCAAGGCCUUCGAAUAAUAUUCUGCGAUGGCUCCAGAAUCAUCUACAGACUCAGUGGAACAGGUAGCACCAGGGCAACAGUCCGCAUCUACAUAGAUGGCUAUGAGACAGACCCUGACAAGGUCUUCCAAGACCCACAGGCGAUGCUGGCUUCACUGGUUACCAUUGCUCUGAAGAUCUCACAGCUUCACAACCGAACGGGUCGCAGUGGCCCAUCAGUCAUCACAUAAGUCCCUAAAUCGUUUUUUUUUUUUUAUGUAUCUUAAUUUAAAUUAAUCCCAAUGUUCAUUCAAGUGGAAUAUUGUAAUAUAAAUAAAAUGUGUUUUGUCGGUUGGUAUCAAUUGUGCAUUGGUGAAAUUUUUAAACUUUUUAUCUUGUCAUGUCAGCCUUCAUAAAAUUAUUUCUUAGUAUACAAAUGCUCAUCUAUCUUAUACAAUUAUCCAAC
Osmerus eperlanus (European smelt) is the source of this 2203-nucleotide messenger RNA. Its product is annotated as phosphoglucomutase-1-like. The transcript has 11 exons. Gene Ontology annotation, biological process: carbohydrate metabolic process. NCBI's taxonomy places the organism in Eukaryota, Metazoa, Chordata, Actinopteri, Osmeriformes, Osmeridae. Gene Ontology annotation, molecular function: phosphoglucomutase activity; magnesium ion binding. The record is from RefSeq and is a predicted model, not a curated record. Gene Ontology annotation, cellular component: cytosol. The coding region runs from base 183 to 1988 and encodes 601 amino acids.